GGCUUAGUUACAGCAGUAUUUGUGGAGUAGGAAACGAACUGAAAACCGCAGAACAGAGUCCGUCUUUCUGAAGAAGUCAGCCUCAAGAAUCCAGCACCAAGUUUUUAUUUUCUACUGUAGUCACAAUGGCUUCAGGGAAGGAAAGGGGCGAGCUCAACACUCUUGCAUUUGAUAUGGGUGAACAAGUCAAUGAUCAACCCGGAGAAACGGCGGGUAAGACACGUGGGAGCAGCCGUGUAGCAGAGGACGACAGAAAUAAACCAGUCUAUUCCGUGACUGAUGUUCCCCCCUGGUACCUUUGUAUUAUCCUGGCCUUUCAGCAUUACCUGACAGCAUUUGGUGGGAUCAUCGCCGUCCCUCUCAUUCUCUCAGAGGGGUUGUGUCUGCAGCAUGACAGUCUGACCCAGAGUCGCCUCAUUAACAGCAUGUUCUUCGUCUGCGGUUUGUCCACCGUGUUGCAGGUCACCUUCGGUAUCAGGCUUCCCAUUCUACAGGGGAGUACAUUUGCCUUAGUGACACCGACCAUGGCCAUGUUGUCCACGCCAGAAUGGAAGUGCCCAGCUUGGACUCAGAACGCCAGCAUUGUCAACACCUCCUCACCUGUCUACAUAGAAGAGUGGCAGACGCGCCUGAGAGCACUGCAGGGCUCAAUCAUGGUGGCCUCUCUCCUCCAGAUCCUGCUCGGUUUCUCUGGCCUAAUCGGCUUUCUCAUGCGCUUCAUUGGACCGUUAACCAUUGCCCCCACAGUAUCUCUCAUAGGCCUGUCACUGUACGAUGCAGCUGGAGCCAAGGCUGGCAGCCACUGGGGGAUCGCUGCUAUGACAACAAUGCUGAUCAUCCUGUUCUCCCAGUACCUUCGUCUCAUACCAGUCCCUCUUCCUGCAUACAGCAAAAUCAAGGGACUGCAUUCCUCAAAGUUCCUUAUCUUCCAGAUAAUGCCUAUUCUGCUGGGCGUUGCAGUCUCAUGGUUAAUCUGCUACCUCCUCACCAUCUCUGAUGUCCUACCAUCCGAUCCAGCUCAGUAUGGCCACCUGGGCCGCACUGAUGUGAUGGGGAAUGCGGUGACUGAUGCUUCCUGGUUCACAUUACCAUAUCCUGGUCAGUGGGGGACGCCAACUGUGAGCCUGGCAGGUGUAAUUGGCAUUAUGGCUGGAAUAAUAUGCUCCAUUGCGGAGUCUGUGGGCGACUACCACGCAUGUGCCAGGCUGUCGGGGGCACCUCCUCCCCCCAAGCACGCCAUCAGCCGCGGCAUUGGCAUUGAAGGACUUGGCUCUUUGUUGGCAGGGGCUUUUGGCACAGGCAAUGGCACAACCUCAUUUAGUGAGAACGUGGCAGCCCUUGGCAUUACCAAGGUGGGUAGUCGAACUGUGAUUCUCCUAAGUGGAGUUUUCAUGAUUUUUUUGGGGAUGCUGGGUAAAUUUGGAGCUAUUUUCACAACCAUCCCCACCCCUGUGAUUGGAGGGAUGUUUCUGGUCAUGUUUGGAGUCAUAACCGCUGCUGGAAUUGCUAAUCUACAGUCCACAGACAUGAAUUCCUCCAGAAACAUCUUUGUUUUUGGUUUUUCCAUGUUUUCUGCAAUUGCCAUUCCAAACUGGAUCGGGAAGAAUCCUAAUUUCAUAGACACAGGUGUGAAAGAGGUGGACCAAGUGUUGCAUGUAUUGCUUACCACUCAUAUGUUUAUUGGAGGGUUCUUUGGCUGCCUUCUUGAUAACACAGCUCCUGGGACUAAACGUGAGCGUGGCCUCUUAACCUGGAACAAAAUGGAUCCUGAAGACUCUAAUACCUUGGAAACGGAGGAGGUAUAUGACCCCCCCUUUGGCAUAACCUCUUUCCUCUCAUCCCGCUCUUGGGCUCGCUACAUCCCUUUCUGCCCAUGGAAGGGCCACACAUCUCAGCACAAAUCUGACAGCAACAUGUCACAGAGCCAGGGGAAUGAGGGAAUCCAUUGUGAAAGGUCUGAACUAGCGUUGGUUUAAUAAAAUAAUAAAAUACUUGAUACUU
Molecule: messenger RNA, 2001 nt
Organism: Seriola dumerili (greater amberjack)
Lineage: Eukaryota; Metazoa; Chordata; Actinopteri; Carangiformes; Carangidae
Product: solute carrier family 23 member 1-like
Exons: 13
Coding region: 126-1976 (616 amino acids)
Biological process (GO): transmembrane transport
Cellular component (GO): membrane
Molecular function (GO): transmembrane transporter activity
Source: RefSeq, a predicted model, not a curated record